Dermochelys coriacea (leatherback sea turtle) is the source of this 5842-nucleotide messenger RNA. RefSeq names its product phosphoribosylglycinamide formyltransferase, phosphoribosylglycinamide synthetase, phosphoribosylaminoimidazole synthetase (gene GART). NCBI's taxonomy places the organism in Eukaryota, Metazoa, Chordata, Testudines, Dermochelyidae. Bases 155 to 3184 code for a protein of 1009 amino acids. The transcript is spliced from 22 exons. Gene Ontology annotation, cellular component: cytosol. Gene Ontology annotation, biological process: adenine biosynthetic process; 'de novo' IMP biosynthetic process. The record is from RefSeq and is a predicted model, not a curated record. Gene Ontology annotation, molecular function: phosphoribosylglycinamide formyltransferase activity; phosphoribosylformylglycinamidine cyclo-ligase activity; metal ion binding.
AAAAUGGCUUUCCCUCUUCGCUGUUGUAGGAGCAGCAUUUUGAAUGUCAGCCCGUGCUCACUGUAUUUAUGCGAGCCCUCCCUUUCAACUGAAUGACUUGCAGGAGUGAGACGAGCAACAUUUGUUCUUGUAUAGCUAGAACAAACUCGGACUGAUGGCUGAUCAAGUGCUUGUGAUUGGUGGUGGAGGCAGAGAGCAUGCCCUGGCCUGGAAAUUAGCACAGUCACCACAUAUAAAACAAGUGCUAGUCACUCCGGGAAAUGCAGGAACAGCCAAUAAUGGAAAAAUUUCAAAUUCAGCCAUCUCAAUCAGUAAUCAUGCCGCUCUUAUCCAGUUCUGCAAAGACAAUGAGAUCAAACUUGUGGUGGUUGGCCCAGAAGUUCCUCUUGCUGCUGGCAUUGUUGAUGACUUGACAGGAGCUGGGGUAAGUUGUUUUGGUCCUACAGCAAAGGCAGCUCAGCUAGAGUCCAGUAAGAGUUUUUCUAAAGCCUUUCUGGACCGGCAUGGGAUUCCAACUGCAAGAUGGAAAGCAUUCACCAAUCCAAAAGAAGCUUGUAGCUUUAUUACCAGCGCGGACUUCCCUGCCCUGGUUGUAAAAGCUAGUGGUCUGGCCGCUGGCAAAGGAGUAAUUGUGGCUACUAACAAAGAGGAAGCCUGCAAAGCUGUGCAUGAAAUCAUGCAGGAUAAGACUUUUGGAGCUGCUGGGGAAACUGUUGUUGUUGAAGAACUUCUUGUAGGAGAAGAGGUGUCUUGCUUGUGCUUCACUGAUGGUGUCACUGUUGCCCCCAUGCCACCAGCCCAGGAUCACAAACGGUUAAUGGAUGGAGACCAGGGCCCAAACACUGGAGGGAUGGGAGCUUAUUGCCCAGCACCACAGAUUUCCAAAGAUUUGCUACUGAAAAUCAGAGAUACUAUUCUUCAGAAAGCGGUUGAUGGGAUGAAAGAAGAGGGUGUCCCUUACAUUGGUGUGCUAUAUGCUGGAUUAAUGCUUACCAAUGAUGGGCCUAAGGUUCUAGAGUUUAAUUGCAGGUUUGGUGACCCAGAAUGUCAGGUAAUUCUUCCGCUAUUGAAGAGUGAUUUGUAUGAAGUUAUACAAGCGACGAUCAAGAGAAAGCUGUCUAGCUCCAUGCCUGUUUGGUCUGAAGACAGUGCAGCCAUGACUGUGGUCAUGGCUUGUGAAGGUUAUCCAGGAAACUAUGCCAAGGGCUUGGAAAUAACAGGAUUUUCUGAGGCUAAAGAACUAGGGCUGGAGGUGUUCCAUGCAGGCACGGCAAUAAAGGAUGGCAAAGUAGUGACUAAUGGUGGAAGAGUCCUUACGGUAACGGCUAUCAAGAAGGAUCUGAUGUCAGCACUGGAAGAAGUCAACAAAGGAGUAGCAGCCAUACACUUCAAGGGUGCCAUUUACAGAAAGGACAUUGGUUAUCGGGCGAUAGCUUUCCUCAGCAAUUCCAGAGGCCUGACUUACAAAAACAGUGGGGUAGACAUCGCAGCUGGCAAUACCUUGGUUCAGCAAAUUAAACCCUUAGCAGCAGCCACCUCAAGGCCAGGCUGCAAUGCAGAGCUCGGAGGAUUUGCUGGUCUCUUUGACUUGAAAGCAGCUGGUUACAAAGAUCCUAUCUUGGUGUCUGGAACUGAUGGCGUUGGAACAAAACUCAAGAUUGCACAGAUGUGUAAGAAACAUGACGCCAUUGGCCAAGACUUGGUUGCCAUGUGUGUCAAUGACAUCCUGGCUCAGGGAGCAGAGCCCCUCUUCUUCCUCGACUAUUUUGCCUGUGGGAAACUUGACGCUGAAGUGGCUCAAGCGGUCAUAGCGGGAAUAGCUGAAGCUUGUAAAAAAGCAGGAUGUUCUCUCUUGGGAGGAGAGACUGCUGAAAUGCCUGGCAUGUAUCUGCCUGGGGAGUAUGACCUCGCUGGCUUUGUAGUUGGUGCCGUGGAACAAGGACAGAUGCUCCCCCAACUGGAGAGAGUUGCUGAUGGGGAUGUUGUCAUUGGAAUAGCUUCCUCUGGGGUUCACAGCAAUGGGUUUAGCCUUGUAAGGAAGAUUGUAGAAAAGUCGUCUUUAGAUUUCACUUCUCCAUCAGUUGCUGGCUCUGGUGACCAGACAUUAGGGGAACUAUUGUUAACCCCGACUAAAAUCUACAGUAAAACUCUGUUGCCUGUCCUUCGUUCAGGGUGUGUUAAGGCCUACGCCCACAUCACUGGAGGAGGUCUGUUGGAAAACAUCCCCCGAGUUCUCCCAGAAUCAUUUGGUGUAGUUUUAGAUGCUCACAGUUGGCGGAUACCUGAAAUCUUCUCUUGGCUUCAAAAAGAGGGGAGCCUCUCGGAAGAGGAGAUGGCCCGAACGUUUAAUUGCGGGAUUGGCGCAGUUUUGGUGGUAGAGAAGGAGCUGGCUCAGCAGGUUCUGAAAGACAUACAGAGACAUGAGGAAGCCUGGCUGAUUGGGAAAGUCGUCUCCCGACACACAGAAUCUUCCCAUGUUGAAGUCCAUAAUCUGCUUCAAGCCUUGCAAACAAAUAGGUUACAGUUUUUGCACAACCAUAUCCAAGGCAAAACCCAAACAAGCAAAGUGAAGGUGGCUGUUCUCAUCUCUGGAACAGGCACAAACCUUGAAGCCCUAAUAACCAGCACAAAAAAGCCAAGCAGCUAUGCACAGGUAGUCCUCGUCAUUUCUAACAAAUCAGGCGUGGAAGGGUUAAAAAGAGCUGAAAGAGCUGGUAUUCCUACAAAAGUAAUUGACCAUAAAUUGUAUGGAAGUCGCACAGAAUUUGAUAAUGCAGUUGAUAAAGUCCUUGAAGAAUUCUCAGUUGAACUGAUCUGUCUUGCAGGAUUUAUGCGGAUUUUGUCUGGUCCCUUUGUCGAAAAGUGGGAUGGAAAAAUACUGAAUAUUCAUCCAUCUUUACUACCUUCUUUUAAAGGAGCAAAUGCCCAUAAACUGGUAUUACAAGCUGGAGUCCGAAUCAGUGGCUGUACUGUGCACUUUGUAGCUAAGGAAGUUGAUGCUGGAGCUAUAAUUUUUCAAGAGGCAGUUCCCGUGAAGAUUGGAGACACAGAGGAGACCUUGUCAGAAAGAGUAAAAGAAGCAGAGCACAGAGCCUUCCCUGCUGCCUUGCAACUGGUAGCCAGUAAGGCAGUGUGCCUAGGAGAAAGUGGCAAGAUCAUCUGGAAUUUAGAACAGCAGAAUUGAGAAGACUCUUGGCUGUAGUGAUGGAACAACAGUACUAAAGUUCUAAAAACAAUAAUUCAGAAGGCAGAACUUAGCAACUGGACAGUUACUUUUAUUCUGUUAGAGUAUUUUAGUGUAACAUUUCCCAUGGCAUUGCAGCAGGAUCUCUAAAGUCUCAAGUGCUACUGCUCCAAAGUAAAGGCCGAGAAAGCCAAAAAUGGGAAGGGAGGGGGAUUUUAUUUUAUUUUAUUUUAUUUUUAAGAAUACCAUAGCCCUCACUAUCAGCUACCACAUUAAUGAUGAUGGCUUUUUCCACUGACCUCUCGGUCCAUAAUUUCACACUUUUUAUUCUACUUUUGGUAGUCUUAGACUAGCAUCGCCAAAGAAUCAGAGAUUUGAGCAUCUCUGGCUUUCCGUAUGAAAGGAUCAUAGUAGUUGAAGCUCAUUAGUCAGUAUUAAUUCCUGAAUUGUUUGACACAAUUGUAGCAAAAGAGCCUGUUGACAGAGGCUGUGAAAAGUCUUUUCAGGACAACUAUUAGUACCAAUAGAAUGGAGGUGAAAGUGGGUGGUACCAUGGUGGUAACUGAUCAGCAUUGCUCUGGCCACACCUAAAGGAAGUAAGUGGCCCUCAUAACAAAAAUCUUUCUUUAAAGAAAACGUUGAAGUGGAUUUUGCUCCUGCAAAUUGUGUUUUUCAUGGAGUAUUGUACCUGGUCUGGACUCAACAUAUCAAGUAACUCCAGAGGUAGAACCUGUGAUCCAGCAGAUGACUUACAGAAUGAAACUCCUGAUGAACGCUUACCUGUGGGUAAGUGGGUCUGGCUUUAGGGUCCUCAUUUCAUACUGAUAGUCCACUAGAGGUUAAGCAAGUUUAGAGUCAGAGGGUUUUUUGUUUUUUUUCCUUUAAUGUAGAAUUGGGAAUGAGAUGCUUUUCAGUGCUCAUAAUCCUAUGUUAAAUUCUUUACCAAUCCUGUCAUAGCCAGAUUCAGGAAUUCUGGGAGCAUCUGUUUAAGCUAGAAUAAUAUUGAUUUUUUUUUUUUAUUCUCUACCUACCUCUCUUCCCCUCCAAUGUUUUUUUUGUUCUCAGAAGCAUAUUUGAGUGUUGUUAUGGCUGAACUCUUACCUCUGUACAAGCCCCCUUUUUUAAAAAAAGUUUUUAGCAGCUGCAAACAUGUAGGUCACUAUACAGUUUACUUAAAUCUGUUUUUCCCACAAGCUAGAGGCACCUUCCUGCAGUUGCUCCUACAUAGUUUUAAAAUAAAAAACAGAAACCUCCUGUCACUAAUACACUAAGUGACACCAAAUGCUGGUUGCCAGCCUGUGUAUUGACAUCCUUCUGCUCUUUCUGCGUUACAACAAUUUCAACUGCUCAGUUAUUUCAAAUCCAAUUCUAAUAAAGUUGAGAAAAAGCAACGUUAAAGGGAUGUCAUUUAAAUAUUUUCCUUAAAUUUUUUUGCUUUCUUCAUUAAGGACAAACUAUUUUAAAACAUUGUGUUUAAAAGGGAACAAACUAUUGUUUCAGAUAUGGAUACACAAGGGUAGGCAGAGCAGGUGGAUAUGCAGCAAGUCUCCAAAUGACAGUGGUUUUAAGUCCCUCUUAAGGGUGAUAAACCUUAGGUUUAAAAAGCAAGACAGGUGGUAAAAUUUCUAAAGACCUUGCAAACUGUUGUUGGUGAUGAUGAGUACAUUCUCUAAAAACUACAGCCUGAGCCGGGGAAAGAACUUUUAAACAAUUUGUGAAAGCAACAUACAGCUGAUCCUUCAGUUUCAUUGGGAUGGCAGAAUGAUUUAACAGAACUUUAAGAGGGAGGAUAUUUACAGCCCAACACACCUCUCUCUAUAGUGAUGUUAUUGGAGCUUAUAAAGCAUUACAGCCAAAAUAUUCACAGAAUUCUCUGUACCAGACCGGCUGAGGUAAAUCCUGCAAAUGCAGGUACUGUGAAAAAUGGUUUAUGGGGACAGUUUUUAAAAUAAAACAGUCUGGGUCCCCUUUCAGAAACAGGCCCCAUGAGGCUAUAUAAAGCCAGAAGCAUUGAAAAAGGUUAUCAACAGAUAUUUACUGGUGAAAUAUUCAUAGGGGAUGAAGCCUUAAUCAAGGGAUGGAGGCCUGUCUAGGGCUUUAAAAGAUUACAAGGACAAGACCAAUUCUUUUUGGUCUCAAGAAUUACCAAAAAAGUUAAGGGAUGGCUGGAAGCCUCAUCUCAACUCUCCAACCUCCUAGGUAUACAAGAAGAAAAGAGCUGUGGUGACUUUUACAUCAACACAGUGAUGCCAGCUUUGGGGAUUUUCCACAGACCCCUAGUUUGAAUUUAUACAGUUUUAACUAACUAUAUUUCCACUAACCCUACCUCCCAGGCCCCUGGGAGAUUACAAUAUAAUCUGAAACAGCAUCACCCAACAAGCCUUCUGAAAUCAUCUUUGGGGGCUAAGAAUGGGCAUUUCUUCCUAUAGUGAGGCUAUUAAUCAUCCACACCUGAAUUAGUGGAUUAUAUGAACAAAGCUCAGAGGCUUUGAAAUGCUGGAUUAGCCAGAAGUGAAAGGCCAAGAGGAAGCUGGUGCGAAGAGAGGAGGUACUCCUCACCAGGUAAAAGAUUUUAAAUCAACAUGACUUUUGUUCACUAUGAGGCUGAAGAAUGCAUCAAAUUCAAACUAGAAUGAUUCUAAAUAUCCCCUUUGCAGA